Symbiodinium pilosum is the source of this 468-nucleotide messenger RNA. Lineage: Eukaryota; Dinophyceae; Suessiales; Symbiodiniaceae. The record is from the annotation of a GenBank genome assembly.
AUGGGCCUUUCCGGAUCGCAUCUGCACUGCGAGACAGUUCGGGACGUGAGCCCGUUCACCACAGAGAUCAUUGUCGUGAACAACAUGCAGACCCCUCUCCUGGUCAUCGAGGCUCAACACCAUGGUGAUGCGACCCCCGCCAACGGCAUUGAACAUCAGGUUCCACCUGGGGAGCACGCAAUCAUGUCCGGCUACCUUGUGGAGCCCCGCGCCACGAUCUUCAUCCGCACAGGUCUGCAUACAGCUAAGAAGAUCCUGGUCCCAAACCUUGGGCGCAUUUCCGUCAACAACGAGCCACAUGGGCUGAAGGUUGAGACGGUGGACGAGCAGGUUUCAAUCGAGGACUUUGAUGGAGAUGCCGCGCUUAUCAAAGGCAAUGACACGGUGCCAAUGCUGAUGCGAAACGAGCACUUCAAGGAUGUCGCCCCGGAAGGCUCGCCGGUGAACCUCAAAGUGGGUGGCGCCUGA